This is a messenger RNA of Lineus longissimus, 927 nucleotides long. Its product is annotated as exosome complex component RRP42-like. Gene Ontology annotation, molecular function: mRNA 3'-UTR AU-rich region binding. NCBI's taxonomy places the organism in Eukaryota, Metazoa, Nemertea, Pilidiophora, Heteronemertea, Lineidae. Bases 10 to 888 code for a protein of 292 amino acids. Gene Ontology annotation, biological process: U4 snRNA 3'-end processing; exonucleolytic trimming to generate mature 3'-end of 5.8S rRNA from tricistronic rRNA transcript (SSU-rRNA, 5.8S rRNA, LSU-rRNA); TRAMP-dependent tRNA surveillance pathway. The transcript is spliced from 8 exons. Gene Ontology annotation, cellular component: nuclear exosome (RNase complex); cytoplasmic exosome (RNase complex). The record is from RefSeq and is a predicted model, not a curated record.
UCCAAAAUCAUGGCUAGUGCGAGUUUGGGUCAUGCAGAAAGGGCCUUUAUUUUACACGGAAUUCAGGACAAUUUGAGAUUGGAUGGUAGAGGAUGUGAAGAUUACAGAUGUAUGGAAUUGGAGACAGAUGUUGUUUCAAACACAAAUGGAUCUGCUAGAUUAAAACUGUUGAACACAGACAUCCUUGUGGGUAUCAAGGCAGACAUUGGUGUGCCAUCUCCAGAAAGACCACAUGAGGGCAAACUGGAAUUCUUUCUUGAUUGUUCAGCGAAUGCCACACCAGAAUUUGAGGGUCGUGGUGGUGAGACGCUGGCCACUGAAAUCACCAGUGUACUAAUGCGAGCUUAUGAGAGUUCUGAUGUUCUCGAUCUGAAAUCUCUGUGUAUUAUACCCGGGGAACAGUGCUGGGUGCUCUAUAUUGAUGUGGUGCUUUUGGAAUGUGGUGGAAACCUCUUCGAUGCGUCUUCCAUCGCAGUCAAAGCUGCAAUUUUCAACACAAAAAUUCCAACAGUGACUGUGAGUCGGGGAGAAGGAAAUGAAACCGAGUUAGAGAUUUCUGACGACCCAUACGACUGCAAGAGGCUGGAUGUUCAAAAUUCUCCCUGUGUUGUCACAAUUAGCAAGAUUGGACAUUCCCAGAUAGUCGAUGCCACCAUGGAGGAGGAGGCGUGUUGCUUAGCAACGCUAAUGAUGGGUGUGACUGAAAAAGGGAGAGUGACAGCUUUGAAGAAGGCUGGCAGCGGCAGUCUGGACCCCGAGAGUCUACUUGAAAUGAUGGAGUCAGGGAAGCGUGUCGGACAACAUCUUAAUGAAAAGCUUCAUGAAGUGUUGGCAGCCGAUGAAAAACUUGGCCCAAGCAAGCGAAGAGUGGGAUUCUUAGGGAGAUAACAUCGGAUGAACGUUUGUCUGUAAAUAUCAUGCAAUAAA